Molecule: messenger RNA, 1831 nt
Organism: Platichthys flesus (European flounder)
Lineage: Eukaryota; Metazoa; Chordata; Actinopteri; Pleuronectiformes; Pleuronectidae
Gene: mfng
Product: MFNG O-fucosylpeptide 3-beta-N-acetylglucosaminyltransferase
Exons: 8
Coding region: 304-1359 (351 amino acids)
Biological process (GO): regulation of Notch signaling pathway
Cellular component (GO): membrane
Molecular function (GO): O-fucosylpeptide 3-beta-N-acetylglucosaminyltransferase activity
Source: RefSeq, a predicted model, not a curated record
CUUCAUUUCGUCUCCACAGUGACGUGCAGCGCGGGCAGAGCUGCGCCUGUGACGAGUCAGAAACGUGCCCACAGGAGCUUUACGCACAGAAUGGAAGGAAAUCAGUCGUUUCGAUGCAGCCGUUUUAAAAACAGAUAAUAAAGAAUCAGUUUAAUAAUUAAAUCAAUCUGAUAUAAAGUUUAAAAUCAUCCAAAUUAAGAGUGUAACACGGAAGAGAAGGUGAUGGGGAAACGAAAUCACCAGCAGCCAAGAGCAUGGUUUUAAACUUUGUGGGAUCCACAGUGAAUAACUUUUGAUUCUACAAUGCACAAGAGAUGGACCCGUCGGAGGCUGCAGGUCCUGAUUUUCACCUUCUUCAUCGUCCUCUUCGUGGAUCUUCAAUUACGCACCAGUGACCCCCCCAAGCUCAGUGUGGUCCUCGAUCCGCCAGCCGGUGCGCCGCACCGCGCCAUCCAGGAGGCUGCCUCCGCGGCCAAGGGCGCACUGAGGCCGGCCAGGGGCAGCAGCAGGGAGGCUGGACACCCGACCACUGAGGGGGCUCCUGUCACUCAGCCUACACUGAGGCAGGAGGACAUCUUCAUCGCUGUGAAAACCACCGGCAGGUUCCACAAGACGCGUCUGGCGCUCCUCGUGGAGACGUGGAUCUCAAGAACCAAGGAGCAUACCUUCAUUUUCACCGACGUGGAGGACGACGACAUGAGUUCAGAGGGCUACAACGUGGUGGUGACCGACUGCCAGUCCGAUCACAGCCAGCAGGCUCUGUCCUGUAAGAUGUCCGCUGAGUACGACGGCUUCAUGUCCUCCGACAAGAGGUGGUUUUGUCAUGUGGACGAUGAUAACUACUUGAACCCGGAGGCCCUGGUCUCCCUGCUCUCCUCCUUCCCCCAGGAGGGCGACAUCUACGUGGGCAAACCCAGCCUGGACAAGCCCAUCACUGCUCACGAGCUUCUGGAGGGCAACGCAACGAGGGAGGUUCGAUUCUGGUUCGCCACUGGAGGAGCUGGUUUCUGUCUGAGUCGAAGACUGGCGGAGAAGAUGGCUCCAUGGGCCAGUGGCUCCCGGUUCGAGCAGACGUCAGCGACCAUCCGUCUCCCUGAUGACUGCACGGUGGGCUUCAUCGUGGAGAAGAGACUCGGCGUCUCCAUGGUUCACUGUCCUCUGUUCCACUCGCACCUGGAGAACCUGCUGCUCGUCACCCAAAGAAGCAUCGCACACCAGGUGACACUGAGCUACGGGAUGUUUGAGAACAAGAUGAACAGCAUCGAGGUGAAAGGGAGCUUCACGAAGGAGGAGGACCCGUCCAGGUUUAGGACCGUCCACUGCCUGCUGUACCCGUUGUUCACCAGCUGGUGUCCCUGAGCUCCACAAGGAAAGACUUUCACAAGCACAUGGGACAAACGGCCGCCGGCCCCUCCUGGAUGAGGAGCUCUUGAAUUGUGAAUACUGCUGGACUGAAGGAUGAAGACAUGAUGCCCACUCUUCGUCCCUGUGUCUACAUUCAUACGACUACGUAUUCAUUUUGAAAGAAAACUAUUUCUAUAGUUGGAUUAAUCUGCUUGGAUUAAAUAACACAACGAGGGAUCAUCAAUAAUGAAGACUGAGACGUUGAGUCCAUCGGGACGGGAGCUCACGUUGUGUCCAGACGUCUCCCUCAAACCUUUCAAACUCAAACAGGUUCAAGCAGCAGUCGUUUUCUAACUUCCCCAUUUUGUAUUUGUUCUUCUGGACUGAAGCACUUCACUUUUAAUUUUUGUCCGCAAAGUUUUGAGUUUAUUUCGUUGAGAAAUGGACAAAAUGAGAUUGUACUCGAUUUAAAAUUUCACAAAAAACU